UUCGUUCCUUGCGAACAGCUUGAGCCACUGGCUCGGUUGCGCGGACUGAUCCCCGAGUUCUCGAUGCGAUCAUUGGUCUCGAUCGUUUACAGUAUGGUGUGUCGCGCACACUCUCGCGGGGUGAACAAUGAUGUACCAAUUUCGAGGAUAAUGGUCUUGAUUGAGUGGCCUUGCCCGCGCAACCCGUGCGGAUUCCAACCAUGUUCCAAGCUAUCACCAACCGUAUUCUCCACCAUCAACCAAUUCCGCGCGUGGUGUCUCAUCAGGUCAGAAGAAAUACCGUCGCCUACGAGCCCUCCCACAGCAUAAUUUCCCACCCGGCAUGAUUCCUCCGGUCUAAUCUCCGUUGUACCAGCAAAUUUCAUGCACGAUCUGCACAUUGACGAGAACGAGCAAUGAAGCUCAAACCGAGAAUCACCCCUGCCAGUCUUCUCAUGAUGCACGAGGCUGCAAAGAGAAAUGCAGAGGAAUACGGCGAGUAGCCGCGGCGCGCGUAGGCGUCUCUACCAGUGUUUUAGAUCCACUCUCAAAGCAGCACGGGUCCACUAUAUCCCUACUCGCGUGUUGGAACUCUCGACCGAACCCUGGAAUCAAACGAAGCUCUG
Mycena citricolor is the source of this 605-nucleotide messenger RNA. NCBI's taxonomy places the organism in Eukaryota, Fungi, Basidiomycota, Agaricomycetes, Agaricales, Mycenaceae. The record is from the annotation of a GenBank genome assembly.